AUGGAAGAAAGGCGCAAGUCGGCAUGCGCACGCGAGCAACAUAGACAGUCUGUGAAAGCAGGAGACAUUUCUCGCCCCUACGUGCGUCUCUCAGCCUCGCAGGGUUCUCGAUCCUCUGCCUUCUCUGGUCGUUUGUCUCCUUCGGUCUCUGCGGUUUCCGCGGGAGGACGGGCGUCUUUCUCGCCUUCCGCUUCUCAGUUUCGCGGCGGAUUUCCCCUUUUUUUCAUUCCUGCUGGUCGCGGGCCAGCGGCCGCCUCUCAAGCCUUUGGAGACGCGGCAGACGCGUACUUUCUUCGGCAUCUCGGGACCGACGCGAGCGUCGAGGGCGAGGAAAGGGCCGUUUCGCCUGUCACCGAGUCGUCCCCUGUGCGCUGCCUUUCUUCAGCCCCCCCCGUCGGCACUCCUGAAUCAGAAGAGGAACACUUUUUGCUUCAUCUGGAGGCUGAGGGCGCGGGCGCAGCGACGCCGGAGACAGCAACGGACCCGCAGGAGGCGGCAACAAGUGUGGAAUUGCGAGACUCGAAAGACGAAGGCCAACGUCAGACUCUCACGGAAAAGCUCAGAUGGACGUGGCUCUUGACAUGGAAAGUUCUUCAGCUCUUUGCCGUCGCUUUGCCUCUCGCCAUCUGUGCAGGGGUCGUGGUGCUCGCCUUGUCGGGCGUGCGCCACGUGUGGGGUGCGGAGGAGACUCCUGAGGGCCCUUCCGACACUCGGCGCCCGGGAAGGGAGACAGUUCAAGAGACUCUCGAGCGAGCGCUGUUCCAGAUGAUCGGAGCCGCCGCCUCUGCUGCGGGGCCCACCUACGUCAAGUGCCUGCAGCCAUCUGUGGACAUCGGGCGCGGCAGCCCCAGGCAGGAACACAGCUUUCAGCGGCAACCUGCAGACGGCGCCUUCGCUUUCCCGCACGUCGCGCUUCUUCUCAAGUCCAGAUUCGGCGACAACUGGAAAGAGGAACUUCUUCUCGACCCUAAGCCUGUCGGCAGCGGCUGCAUCGCUGUCGUGUUUCGCGGGCUCCUGCGCCUUCACGUGCACCCCGACGAUCCAACCCACCGCCGCUUUCUCUCUCAGGCGUUCUACGCCUUCGACGCGCCGCCGGAAGACUCCGGACCCGCACCUCCCGAGCCUGCCACGCAUGCACAGACCGCCGGAGCAGGGGCGGUGGCCGUGGCGGGCACCUGCGCGGGCCUCGCGGCUGCCCCUGGCGCUGCGGGCGCGUUGGGCUCCACUGUCUCUUCGGGCGCGUUGGGCUCUACUGUCUCUUCGGGCGCGGCUCCCGGUGUGGCUGGCGCUCUUGCGGUCGGAGCGGCGGCUCUCGCUGCAGAAGGGGCGACGAAGCUCAGCGAGGCCGCAGUUUCAGAGACGCAGGCAGAGGACAGCGGAGGGGAACAGAGAUGCGGGAAAGCAGGAGGCAAGGGAGAGCGCGCGAGCGUCGCGCCGACGCGGCGCCACUGUCCAGGCCUCGAGAGAGAAGACACAAGCAGCGAUCGGGUAGAGUGGUCGCGGACGGACAGCGACGGAGGGGAGAGAAAGAAGGCAGGGGCGGGUCCGAGAGAAAGCGAUGCAGGGAGUCGAGGCGUGCAAGGCAGUCCUACCGAGGAGACGCUCUGGAUGUGUGUGGCUGUGAAAGCUGUCAAACCCGGCACCCGAGACUCCAUGAGUGCAGAUCUUGUUAUUCUCCAGACUCUCGCGAAGAUCGUCGAAAGUCUCCCAGGCAUGCAAUGGCUUAACCUCUCCCCUGGCGCCGCGGAAUUCGCAGAGACAAUGCAAAACCAACUCAAUCUGGAGACAGAAGCGAGGAACCUGCUGCGGUUUCGCCGCGACUUCGAUCUGCCUUCCCCGUCCUUUCCUUCUUCUCUCUCUCCGCUAUCUUCCUCUUCCUCCCCUCCUGCCAUCUCUACCUCUUCUUCCUCUCCUUCUUCCUCUUCUUCCUCUCCGUCUUCCUCUUCUUCCUCUCCUUCUUCCUCUUCUUCCUCUCCUUCUUCCUCUUCCUCUUCUAUCUCUCCUUCUUCCCCGCCUUCUUCCUCCCUUUUCUCUCCUUUGUUUCUGUGGAUGGCGAGUUUGCUUCCUUCGAUGCCAGUUUCAGAUGCGGCGCCUUCGGCUCCUCCGGGCGUCUCGUUCCCUCUGCCUGUUCUGCCGCUGUGUGCCCCGGACUUGCUGGUGAUGACCCUGGAAGAAGGCCUUCCUCUGGACCUCCUUCUUCGCUUCGCGAACGAACGCCAAAGAGAGAAGACCCGCGCCGCGCACACAGCCAGUGCGGGAGAGAGCCUUCCAGCGCCACGCGCCGGAAGAUUUGCUGCGGUGUCGGCAUCAAAGGGAACGCGCGCGAAAGACGCCCACGACAGGAAGAGAGAAUUCGACAGAGAAGGGCGUCCAGGAACAGCAGGAGACGGCGAGCGGGAGAGACUUGAACAAGGGCAAGGAGACAGCGUGCGACAGGAUCAGAGGCGCGAGGAAGCGACGGGGAGAGGCGACGGAGACGCUGAGACAGAUGCAGGGACCAGCUUUGAGGCGGAGCUCGUGAGAGCUGCGAAGCUGGCCUCGCGACAAGUAGAUGAGAACCGGGAGCGCAUUGGCCUCGCCACCCUGCAUGCGUUUCUGAAAAUGCUGCUCCUGAACAACUUCCUGCAUGCGGAUCUUCAUCCCGGCAACGUAUUGCUUCGCCGGGGGCGCUCGCUGUUGCCUCUCGAGCCUCCCGCGCUGCACGCGCCUUGCCCCGCGGAGCCCGAGGACGGCGGAGCGGAAGGCAGCAGCGCUGGACGCGUUGGACAGCUGCAACUUGUCUUUUUGGAUUCCGGUUUGGCUGCGUCGCUCGAUGGGCCGGACUUUGAAAAUUUUCUGUUGCUUCUGAAGGCGGUCGCCCUCGCGAGAGGAGAGCAAGCCGGGCGGCUGCUCGUGGAGCGUGCGCGGCGAAAACUCGCCGAUUCCGACGCCGAAGCCUUCAUUCGCGCUGUCUCGGAUGUGGUGAAAAAGUACCAUUACCAGGACGGCGAAGGCUUUUUCCUGGCCGCCGCGCAGCUCGGAGAAGUUUUCUCAAAAAUGUUCGAACUGAGUCGCCAGCACCGCGUUGUCUUGGACAGCCAAUUUGCAAAUGUCUUUUUGGCCAUAAGCAUCUUGGAAGGCGUGGGCAAGCAGCUGGACCCGAACGUGGACAUUCUAAAGACGGCUCUGCCAUACACGAUCCAAGCUGUGAAAAAGUUGUAUUUGUCAAAGAGGGGGCGAGUGGCCAGGGGCGCGAGAGAGAACGUUUCGGACGAAGCCUCCUGA
This is a messenger RNA of Neospora caninum, 3264 nucleotides long. RefSeq lists its product as hypothetical. The record is from RefSeq and is a predicted model, not a curated record. NCBI's taxonomy places the organism in Eukaryota, Apicomplexa, Conoidasida, Eucoccidiorida, Sarcocystidae. The transcript is spliced from 10 exons. The coding region runs from base 1 to 3264 and encodes 1087 amino acids.